GUCGGGCUUCGGCCAUUGCCAAAGCCCUCGGUACGUGCGGGAAUUCAACACGCGCGCUCAUCCGCGUCCGUCCGAAUUCUCGCUGCAUGUACGCGGUGCGCCGCGACUGACCGAUGCCCCAAGGCUGGCGCUCGAUACUCCAUUGCGCGUCUCGAGCGCGUGCGUGCGCUUGCGGGUCCGCCGAUAGCUGUCGCGGAAGUGGCCGAGCGCGCGGAUCAUGCGCAGCGUCGAAGCCGAUCGCAGUCGCGCGAGGCGCGACGAGGAGAACGGGGUCAAGGCCGCGGGGUCGCGAACCCGCCCGACGACUAGGCCCAGCGCGCCGAGCGGAGCUCGUCGCCUCGAGAUGACGCACGCAGCCACGACGAUGCCGCGAGGGCCCGCCGCCAAACUGUCCGCGCUUCUGCGCGUCCUCGCUCUCUGCCAGCUCUGCGCUGGGGAUCAGUGGCUGAUGGAGGGCGACUUCAUCUCCAAGCAAGACACCCUCGAGCGCAACCUCCACCUCGAGACGACCAACUCGACGACGAGCGUGUCCACGUCGCUGCUUCUCACGCUCAGCGCACCGGCCGAUCACACGAUCAACUGCGUGCUCGCGGCCUCGCUGAACAUGCACGGCGACGUGAGCGUCGUCGAGGGUGGCGUGGGCGCCGAGAACGUUACCCUCGCCUACAAAACUCGCAACGGCCGGCCCGAUUUUUUGUUCGUCAUGGUCGAGUCGCACGUGGAGAAGGGCCUGCUGCUGGAAAUGCGGGACAGCGUCAUUCGCAGCUCCAGAAUCGCAAUUCUUUACGACCAGAUGAAGGAUUGGAAGUUCGACAAUCUGGAGGCCAAGGACGAGACGACCAAAACGUAGUGACAAACGCCGGUGGCUGCUCUUCGGAUUUUUAGUGACUAGCCCCAGCAGCCAGUUUAAUCACUUAUCUAGAGUUUUACUAUUUACUCCUUAAUCAAUUAUUAUCACUCUUAUUAUUUACUGCAUAUGUUUAUGAGUAACACACCGUACAAAUGUGAGCAUUGCACACGAACGAUCAAAUAUUUCAAGCGAUCGACCGUACGAGUCUCUGCGCAAUACUAUUAGUAGUUUACGGUGGAUUUGUAGCUUUAUAGGAAAAGCAUUUAUCAAAUCGCUAUUAAGUAGUGUGCUACACUUUUUGGUCGCUUAUUGUAAACCAUGUAAACGGUGGAAGUCUAUGUCAAUGUUUCAGUUAUUACCUCGUCCAAGUGGAGCCAUUUGUAUCGUAAAAUUGGAAUAUCGCAUGGUAAUCGAAGCGCAUCGGCCCGUGUAAACAAGGAAGCAUGGCAAAAGUUUACGCUGUUAGCUGUACUUCAAGUAUACGAAACAGUACGUUUCUCUGCCAUAUUUUUAUACGUGAAGCUCAAAAAAAAUUAUUUGCCCGCUGUAC
Phymastichus coffea is the source of this 1400-nucleotide messenger RNA. RefSeq lists its product as uncharacterized. Bases 218 to 850 code for a protein of 210 amino acids. The record is from RefSeq and is a predicted model, not a curated record. Lineage: Eukaryota; Metazoa; Arthropoda; Insecta; Hymenoptera; Eulophidae. The transcript has 2 exons.